Molecule: messenger RNA, 1527 nt
Organism: Fraxinus pennsylvanica
Lineage: Eukaryota; Viridiplantae; Streptophyta; Magnoliopsida; Lamiales; Oleaceae
Source: the annotation of a GenBank genome assembly
AUGUUCAGAAAUGAGCUUUAUCUAAAGAAACAGGUAAACGCAGGCAAGGAAGUUGGAGAAUUGUACCGCCCACGCCUUCCAUUGAAAAGGAAAAGGAGCCCUCAGCCAGAUUCAGUAAAUUGCAAUAUGAUAAAUGUCAACGAGACUGAGAGUUCUGGGACCAGACAGCGUCUUGUAAGGGACAGUCCAUCAGAUAACAGUGUGACAGAAACCAUCCCUUCUCCCGAAGGGCGAGUAUUUUCAGAGAUGCCUGCCAGUAGCAUGGCAGAUCUAUCCGUGGACGAGGCUAAAAAACGUAUAGCUAGAUUCUUUUAUGAGACGGCAACUGAUUUUAAUGCCGUCAAAUCACCCAGUUUCCUCAAAAUGAUGGCUGACAUCCAUGGUCCUGGGCAGGUAAUUCCCGGUUGCGAGGAGUUAAAAGCGUGGAUCCUGGAGGAUGCUGUAAAAGAAAUGCAAAAUUAUGUAGAGGAUAUCAAAAUGAGUACUACUACCUGCUUAGAACUCAUGUUAGAAAAAUUUGAAAGUACGAGUCUAUUUAAAGAGAUACUGAAUAAAGGGAGAACAAUAACAAGAUUUGUUCAAAACCAUCCAAUUGCUUUGAAACUUCUUAGAGCCUAUACUAGGGUAGAGAACCUGAUAAAGCCUUCCAAUAUUAGGUCUACAGUGCCCUACUUGACCCUCGAGAAUAUGUUUUUGGAGAAGAAGGGUUUGAAAAACAUGUUUGCUUCAUCUGAGUGGAAAACCUCAUAUCUGUCAGAUUCCUUCGAGGGAAAAAGAGUCGCUUCCUUGGUGGAAGAUCGUACUUUCUGGAAUGGGGCUUUAGUGGUUUUGAAGGCAGCCAUUCCUAUAGUGCGGGUGUUAUGCUUGAUAAACAAGAACAAUAAGCCUGAAAUUGGUCUUAUAUACGAAACAUUAGAUCAAGUCAAGGAAACAAUCGGUGAGGAGUUCAGGAAUAAUGAACGGCAGUAUAUGCCGUUUUGGAAACAAAUAGAUGAUGUUUGGGACACUGAUCUCCACAGUCCACUUCAUUGCGCUGCUUAUCUCUUGAAUCCAACUUUAUUUUAUACGAAUGGUUUCGACUCCGAUUUAGAAGUUAGCACUGGACUUUUUUAUUCUGUUAUCAAGAUGGAAGGAGAUGGCGUCCUUCAAGAAUUGAUCAUGGUACAGUCCGAAGAGUAUUUACAGGCAAAGGGUGAUUUCGGCAAAGGAAGUGAUCCCGAUAUCCUAUCAGAUGUUUCACCAGCACUCUGGUGGAUAAAAUAUGGAGAAAAAUAUCCUGAACUGCAACGACUAGCAAUUCAAAUUCUUAGCCAGAGUUGUGAUGGUGCUUCAAAAUUUCAUCUAAAAAGGAGUUUGGCCGAGAAGCUACUCACAAAGGGAGGGAAUCCUUCAGAGCAGCAGACGUUAAGGGAUCUCAUAUUCGUCAAUUUUAAUUUGCAGCUAAAGAAUUUUCAGACGAGCGAUAGCGAAUAUGUCUUUGCCAAUGAGAUCGACCCCACAAAUGAUUGGAUGCUCCAUGACGCAUAG